UGUAGCUAUACUGAUAUAUUAGCAUAAGAAAUAAUAUUAAUUUCAAGUUUGAUUCUUCUUGAUAUUUUCAACAAAUGAAAAUCUAUUAUAAAACAACCAACAAAAUAAAAAUCUAUAUCAUUAUAUAUUUGGCAAAUAUUAUACCUGGAUCUUGUACACUCGAUACUAUUUUUUGGUCGCAAUGGAGUGAUUGGUCACUGUGCAAUGGAUCUUCUGAUAUAACUAGAACUCGAAAUUGCAUGACUAACCAAUCAAUAAGUUGCACUGAAAGCAGCGAUGAGAUUGAUUUAUGCUAUAGCCAAGAUAUUUUAUUUGAUGUUGAUGAGCGUAAAGUAAAAGCAAAUAACUUGAUUACAACAUUGCCAGUUUUGGAAAAAGAAUAUUCAGUUUACUUCAAAAUCAAACCAUGGUAUUUUGGUCUUCAAUGUCUUAUUCAUCUGACUAACCGUAAUGAUGUUGGAUAUUAUGGAGAGAGAACUCCAGGAGUAUUUUUGUUUGAAAAUGGAGAAGUGCAUAUUGGUUCUGCUGUCAAUGGAGAUUAUAACUAUGGAACUAAUACUGAAAAACUACCACUUUAUGAGUGGUCAAGUUUGCAAAUAAUGCAAACUCAAACAAAUGGAACUUACUUUUAUACAGUAUAUUUAAAUGGAACAAAAAUUUUUAGCAUUAUAAACGCAAUGCCCGAGUCAUUUCAAAAUGUCAAAGUAUAUAGUGGAGACCCAUGGUAUAAUCAUGGAAAUGUUUCUAUUAAAGACCUCAGAAUUAAAAGCGGAAACAGAAGUGAGUAA
Molecule: messenger RNA, 788 nt
Organism: Hydra vulgaris (swiftwater hydra)
Lineage: Eukaryota; Metazoa; Cnidaria; Hydrozoa; Anthoathecata; Hydridae
Source: RefSeq, a predicted model, not a curated record